UUCGCAUUUCAAACAGACCGGAUAUCGCGUUUGUCGUUCAUUCCCGGGUCUUACAAUCGACUCGGUGAUAACCGAGUUAACGAUAAACUUGAUUUACUAAAUAUGUCAUUUUGAAAAUUCAUAAAAAAUAAUUAUUUGACUUUUAAAGCAGCAUUUCAUUGAUUAAUUGAUGUGAUACAUAUUUAUGAUAUAUAUAUGAGAAUUGUUCACAUAUGCCAUCUAUUGGUUUGAUUAUGAAUGAAGUUCUUCUGUCAACAUAAUGCGGGACAGCUGAUGUAAGCAAUUGGAGUUGACGUAUGGCUGAAUAUUGUUGAUUAUGGCAUCAGCUUCGGUUCCACUACUGAUGGAUGACGAUACAAUUGCAUUUGGUGAGGAGGACGAGGUCCAAUCCGGAAAACUCAAACAUCCAUACGUGACGCUUUUUCAUCUAGCAUUCCGCACAUUAGCUAUAGUUGUUUAUAUGUUCUGCUCAUGGUUUACUGAUGGGUUUAUAGGUAGUUUUGUUACAAUAAUGCUCUUAUUAUCCAUGGACUUUUGGACAGUUAAAAAUAUUACUGGGAGAUUGAUGGUUGGUCUUAGAUGGUGGAAUUACAUUGAUGAUGAUGGGAAAAGCCAUUGGAUUUUUGAGUCUAAAAAGGAACAACAAUUAAGCCGAAUAAAUCCAACAGAAGCCCGAAUAUUUUGGCUAGGAUUAAUCAUUUAUCCUUUACUCUGGGGUAUAUUCUUCAUUGCAGCCUUAUUUAGUUUUAAAUUUAAAUGGUUACUACUUGUUUGUAUUGCCUUUGUAUUAAAUGGAGCAAAUCUUUACGGAUAUGUAAAAUGUAAAAUGGGUAAAGACAAGAACAUCUCUGCUGCUACAAGUGAUUUUUUGAGAAAACAAGUAAUGCAGAACGUCAUGAGUUCGAUGAUGACUAAAAGUCCUCCAACAACAUCUAGUCAGCCAACGAAUAUGAUUUAAUUUUACGAUCUACCCAGAAUG
Molecule: messenger RNA, 979 nt
Organism: Chelonus insularis
Lineage: Eukaryota; Metazoa; Arthropoda; Insecta; Hymenoptera; Braconidae
Exons: 6
Coding region: 317-958 (213 amino acids)
Biological process (GO): vesicle-mediated transport; protein secretion
Cellular component (GO): Golgi membrane
Source: RefSeq, a predicted model, not a curated record